Molecule: messenger RNA, 1380 nt
Organism: Aspergillus pseudotamarii
Lineage: Eukaryota; Fungi; Ascomycota; Eurotiomycetes; Eurotiales; Aspergillaceae
Product: FluC/FEX family fluoride channel
Exons: 1
Coding region: 1-1380 (459 amino acids)
Biological process (GO): fluoride transmembrane transport
Cellular component (GO): membrane
Molecular function (GO): fluoride transmembrane transporter activity
Source: RefSeq, a predicted model, not a curated record
AUGAACUCGGACGGUUCGCUGCAGAAUGGUCGCCCUGGACCUCACGAUGGAGGCAAUCUCAACGAGGUCGCUGCCCCACCCCCUGUUUACGAUCCGUCUGAGAGGUCGUCACGGCUGAACGAUUACUUGGAAUACCAGCCAGAACGAAGCUCUCAAAGAAGCCCUCCAGACACCAGAACUGAACCUGUCCGACCCGAUGAUGUGCAGAGCCCGGACGAAGACCCGCAAGAGAAACACCCUAAACCAAGCCGCAUCUUGAAGUUCCUGCAUACGACAUAUAUUGUAUCCUAUCUUGUUUUAUUCUCGAUGAUCGGUACUUUACUUCGGGUGGUCAUCGAAUGCCUGACCUUUUACCCGGGGGCACCAGUCAAUACCAGUGUUCUGUGGGCGAACGUUGGAGGCAGUAUGAUCAUGGGUUUCCUGAGCGAGGACCAGGAGCUGUUUCACUUUGAAAGCUUCAAAACAAGUACCCCUGGCCAAGUGAAAAAUGACCCUUCACAGCGUGCCGCGCAUAUAAAAGCCCACAAGAAAACGGUGCCCUUGUUUAUCGGGCUGACCACUGGCUUCUGUGGGAGCCUUACGUCUUUUUCAACCUUCAUGCGCGAUGUUUACCUGGCAAUCUCAAAUAACCCACUGGUGCCAAACGGACCGUAUCAUGAGGUCUCCCUGUUCGCGCCGGGCUCUGCCAGUCUGAAAUCUCCUAAUGGCGGGUUUAGCUUUAUGUCCAUUCUCGCCGUUCUGUUCACUGAGAUUGGUCUGUCCUUGGCAGGUCUCUUUCUUGGAGCUCAUAUUGCAGUUAGCCUAUCUCAGUGGACGCCCAGUCUGCCGCAGGUGUGGUUGCGGAAAUACUUCGACCCUUUUUCAGCGAUCCUAGCUUGGCUAUCAUGGAUCCUUGUUAUCUGUCUCGUGGCCCUUCUGCCCCAAGAUCACGGAGCAGCCACGUUAUGGAGUCCACAUUCAUGGCGUGGACCAUUUCUUUUCUCUCUUGUCUUUGCACCAGUUGGUUGCCUAUCCCGCUUCUAUAUUUCCCUCAAGCUAAAUAGCCGGAUAAUCGGUUUCCCGCUGGGAACAUUUAUAGUUAACAUAGUAGGCACGAUGGUGUUUGGAAUGGCAUACUCUAUACAACAUGCUACAGUUAGCACUUCUACGUUAACCAUAGGUGGAAUUACCGGCUGCGAGGUACUAGAAGGGAUCAUGGACGGGUUUUGCGGGUGUCUCACAACAGUCAGCACCUGGAUUCUCGAACUGUCUGAUUUGCGCCGUCGGCAUGCUUAUGUGUAUGGGAGUGUGAGUGUGGCAGUUGCUUUGUGUUUCCUGGUCAUCGAAAUCGGGAGUCUGGAGUGGACUCGUGGUCUCACCACGCCUAUGUGUUUCCGGUGA